Messenger RNA from Lotus japonicus, 2184 nucleotides. RefSeq names its product protein NRT1/ PTR FAMILY 5.6-like. Gene Ontology annotation, molecular function: dipeptide transmembrane transporter activity; tripeptide transmembrane transporter activity. Gene Ontology annotation, biological process: transmembrane transport; dipeptide transport. NCBI's taxonomy places the organism in Eukaryota, Viridiplantae, Streptophyta, Magnoliopsida, Fabales, Fabaceae. Gene Ontology annotation, cellular component: membrane. The coding region runs from base 141 to 1928 and encodes 595 amino acids. The record is from RefSeq and is a predicted model, not a curated record. The transcript is spliced from 4 exons.
AAAGGUUGUCAACAUGCAAUAGCUUCAAUAUUAUCUCUUCAUUUUAAUUAGAAUACUUCAGUCAAGAAAUCUACUAUUAUUCUACUUGCAACUUCAAGCUAGCUAGAACUACUACCUAGCUCAACCACCAUAGGAGAUCAAUGGAGAAUAGCAGAUUCGAUGCAAAGAAACCCGGGGAGGUCAAUGAUGAGAUGAAAUGGGUUCAUGAUUCUUCAUUGGAUCACAAAGGCAGAGUUCCUCUCCGAGCUUCAACUGGUUCCUGGAAAGCUUCUUUUUUCAUUAUUGCCAUUGAGUUCAGUGAGAGGUUGAGCUACUUUGGAAUAGCAACUAGCUUGGUCCUUUACCUCACAAAAGUUCUUCAUCAAGAUCUUAAGACUGCAGUUAAGAAUGUGAACUACUGGGCUGGAGUCACCACUUUGAUGCCUCUAUUUGGAGGAUUCUUAGCCGAUUCAUACUUGGGCCGCUACAACACUGUGAUUGCAUCAUGCAUUGUUUAUCUCAUGGGUUUGGUCCUCCUUUCUUUGUCAUGGUUCUUACCAGGUUUAAAGCCAUGUGAACACACUAAUAUGUGUAUUGAACCUAGGAAAAUUCAUGAAGUAUUCUUUUUCCUAGCCAUCUAUUUAAUAUCCAUAGGAACUGGAGGGCACAAACCUUCCUUGGAGAGCUUUGGAGCUGAUCAAUUUGAUGAUAAUCAUGUUGAAGAGAGAAGGCAGAAAAUGUCCUACUUCAAUUGGUGGAACUGUGGACUCUGCAGUGGACUCAUUCUAGGUGUGACCCUGAUUGUUUAUGUGCAAGAUCAUGUUAACUGGGGUGCUGCUGAUCUCAUCCUCACAGGGGUCAUGGCUUUCUCAUUGCUCAUCUUUGUCAUAGGAAGGCCUUCUUAUCGUUAUAGGGCACCAACUGGGAGCCCCUUCACUCCAAUGUUGCAGGUUCUUGUUGCUGCUAUUUCCAAGAGAAAGGUUCCCUACCCUUCCAACCUUUCUCAAUUUCAUGAAGUUUCCAAAUCUGAGGUUGCCAAUGGAAGGUUUCUUGCUCACACUGAGAAACUCAAAUUUCUUGACAAGGCAGCAAUUCUUGAAAAUGAAGGAAACUUAGCAGAGAAACAGAGUCCCUGGAGACUCACAACACUGACUAGAGUUGAAGAAAUGAAGCUGAUCAUCAACAUGAUCCCCAUUUGGGUAUUUACAUUACCAUUUGGAAUUUGUGCUGCACAAACAUCCACUUUCUUCAUCAAACAAGGAGUCAUCAUGGACAGAAAGAUAGGGAACAAUGGGUUUGAGAUUCCUCCAGCUUCAAUUUACACUCUUGCCGCCAUUGGUAUGAUAUCUUCUGUAGCCAUCUAUGACAAGGUCCUUGUACCCUUGUUCCGAAGGCUAAGCGGAAACGAAAGAGGAAUCAACAUCCUUCAGAGGAUCGGUUUCGGAAUGUUUUUCUCAGUGAUUACAAUGAUAGUAGCAGCUGUGGUAGAGAGAAAGAGGCUUGAUGUGGUUGAGAGGAAUCCCUUAAAAGGUUCACUUUCAAUGAGUGUGUUUUGGUUGGCUCCACAGUUUGUGAUUAUUGGUGUUGGUGAUGGGUUUGCCCUUGUGGGGUUGCAAGAGUAUUUCUAUGACCAAGUGCCAGACUCAAUGAGAAGCCUAGGAAUAGCACUUUACUUGAGUGUGCUUGGGGCUGCAAAUUUUCUCAGCAGUUUGGUGAUAACAGUUAUUGAUCAUGUGACUGGUAAGACUGGGAAAAGUUGGAUUGGUAAGGAUUUGAACAGUAGCAGAUUGGACAAAUUCUAUUGGCUACUCGCGGUGAUGACCACAUUGAACUUGUUCAUGUAUGUGUUCUUUGCUAGGAAGUAUUCUUAUAAGAAUGUGCAGAAGGUUGGAGUGGCUGAUUGUUAUGAAGAGAAAACUGAUGGUGGUGGAGCAGAGACAAAGGUUUAAAUUAGUUCAGUUUAGUUCUAUGUAUCUUAAAUUACUAAGAUUUUUCAUUUUCCUCCUGUGGCUGUGAUUGUGAAAACUGAAAAUUUAUGUUUGCAGUAGCAAAGUCACUAUUAUAUUUUUAUUGCCCUUUUAUCCUUAUAUUUCCAUCCACAUGAAGGUUGUUGUUAAUCAUGUGUUUGUUACUUUGCUUUGAGUUUUGAUGAAUAAUCUUUGUAUAUUAUUGAUCGCUUAUGAUCCAAACCAAGAGAUUUUAUUC